GUUCAGGAGCUGCAGAGUCCUCCGAGAGCGAGUCAGGUUGUGAAAGACUGUGUUAAAGCCUGUCUGAACUCCACAUAUGAGUACAUCUUUAAUAACUGCCACGAGCUCUACAGCCGAGAGUAUCAGAAUGACCCUUCAAAGACGGUUCCACCUGAAGAACAGGGUCCGAGCAUCAAGAACCUGGACUUCUGGUCCAAACUCAUCACCCUCAUCGUCUCCAUCAUAGAAGAGGACAAGAACUCCUACACACCCUGUCUGAACCAGUUUCCUCAGGAGCUGAAUGUGGGGAAGAUCAGUGCGGAGGUGAUGUGGAACAUGUUUGCUCAGGAUAUGAGAUACGCCAUGGAAGAGCAUGAGAAGAACAGACUGUGCAAGAGCGCUGAUUAUAUGAACCUGCACUUCAAGGUGAAGUGGCUCUACAACGAAUACUGCAAGGAGCUAAUCCUCUUUAAGGAGCGCGUGCCCGAAUAUCCAGCAUGGUUCGAGCCCUUCGUGAUCCUCUGGUUGGAUGAGAAUGAAGAAGUUUCCAGAGAUUUCCUACAUGGAGCACUGGUCAGGGAUGCAAAGGACGGGUUCCAGGUGACGUCGGAGCAUGCGCUCUUCUCCUGCUCGGUGGUGGACGUCUUUUCUCAGCUCAACCAGAGCUUCGAGAUCAUCAGGAAGCUGGAGUGCCCAGAUCCACAGAUUGUUGGCAAUUACAUGAAGAGGUUUGCUAAGACCAUCGGAAAUGUUCUUCUGUCAUACGCCGACAUCAUUACCAAGGAUUUCCCCACUCACUGCAAGAAGGAGAAAGUGCCCUGCAUCAUCAUCAAUAAUAUCCAGCAGCUGCGCGUUCAGCUGGAGAAGAUGUUUGAGGCCAUGGGAGGGAAAGACUUAAACGUGGAGGCCAGUGACUUCAUGAAGGAUCUGCAGGUCAAGCUGAACAAUGUGAUGGAUGAUCUCAGCAGGGUCUUUGCCGUCAGUUUCCAGCCGCACAUCGAGGAGAACGUCCGGCAGAUGGGAGAUAUUCUGAGUCAGGUUAAAGGAGCAAACGUUCCUGCUAAUGGAAACGGCAGCUUGGCUCAGGAUGCAGACAACGUUUUACAGCCCAUCAUGGACUUCCUGGACAGCAAUUUGACUCUGUUCGCUAAGAUCUGUGAGAAGACGGUUCUGAAGCGUGUGCUGAAGGAGCUCUGGAAACUGGUGAUGAACACCAUGGAGAAAACCAUCGUGCUGCCGCCGUUCACUGACCAGACGGGCACACAGCUCAUCUUUAAUGCUGCUAAAGAGUUGGGUCAGCUCUCCAAACUGAAGGAGCACAUGGUGCGAGAGGAGGCCAAGGCACUGAGCCCUAAACAAUGUGCAGUCAUUGAGCUCGCACUGGACACUAUUAAGCAAUACUUCCACGCAGGCGGUGUGGGUCUGAAAAAGACGUUUCUUGAGAAGAGUCCGGAUCUUCAGUCUCUGAGAUACGCUCUGUCCCUCUACACACAGGCCACAGACAAACUCAUCCGCAAGUUUGUGCUGUCGCAGCACACACAAGUUCAUGGAGGUAAAGGUGUGCGAUACACUAGCAGUGAAGACGUCUAUCCGGAUAAGCCAUCAGGAGUGGAGGAUGCAGUAGGUGAAGUGUGUAUGACGGUGGAGAUCUUCAAUGACCCGAACACUGGAGGACACAGAAUUACAGUUAAAGUGGUCUCAGCCAAUGACCUGCGCUGGCAGACACAGGGGAUCUUCCGGCCCUUCGUGGAGGUGUUCAUCAUCGGGCCAUAUCUCAGCGACAAGAAGAGGAAAUUCGCCACCAAAUCCAAGAACAACAGCUGGUCUCCGAAGUUCGCCGAAUCCUUCCAGUAUGUUCUAGGUAGUGAGCUGGGCCCCGAGGGCUAUGAGCUGCAGGUGUGUGUGAAGGACUACUGUUUUGCGCGGGAGGAUCGCACCGUGGGCACGGCGGUGCUGCAGCUGAAGGAUCUGGCAUCCCGGAGCAGCGCCGCCUGCUGGCUGCCGCUGGGAAAGCGCGUGCACAUGGACGAGACGGGGCUCACCGUCCUGCGCAUCCUCUCACAGAGAAACAACGAUGAGGUCGCCAAAGAGUUCGUCAAACUCAAGUCUGAACAGCGCUCGGCGGAGGAGGGAAGAGCAUGAGCACACACACACACACACAUGCACACUGACUGGAGGAAACACACACACACACACACACAUACACACACACACACCUGUGCUCUGCAGUCUGGGCUGGAAUAUUUUGCACUUUCUGCAUGUGAGUCUGGUGUCGUCUCCUCCACACUUCAGCAUGAUGAAGAACACUGUGAUCACACACACACACACACACACACACACACACUGCUGUCUGCGUCUCCACAAGGCCAGUGUUUUCUGCUUCUUCAGGAUUUCUCAUCAAACACACACACUGGUCGGUUUGGGUUUGGGUUUUAAUGCUUCCAGAUGAUGAGUGACUGUAAACGAGCCCUUUGGCGUUGAGGCUGGCAGUACUGUACGUGUGUUAUCUGUGUUUGUGUUCUCCACAGGCUGUGUCAUAUCUGUAGUGCGGCGUCUACUUCAAUAAUGCAGAAUUCUAGAGCAAUACACACUGACUGAAACUGCAGCACACACACACACACACACACACACACACACUGGAGUUCAAGACACAGUUCAGCUGGACAUCACACACAUGCAUCUACACAGAAAAUAUGGCUUAUGGGUGGCACGGUGGCUCAUAGGUUAGCAUUGUGGCGUCACAGCAUGAAGGUCACUGGUUCGAG
Molecule: messenger RNA, 2744 nt
Organism: Danio rerio (zebrafish)
Lineage: Eukaryota; Metazoa; Chordata; Actinopteri; Cypriniformes; Danionidae
Source: RefSeq, a predicted model, not a curated record